GUCUUCUAACAUGAAGAAAAAACUGAAGUUGUUGUGCUAUUUCCUCGACCGGUAACGUCUGAAUGCGGAAUGGAGAGUUCAUCGGUGUACAUGUGCUUCCCCUGCUACCAGGAGUUCGGCACCCUGGAAGAGGUACUGGAGCACCAGUUGACGUGCACCGCUGAGGAUGAACAGCCAGAAACACCUGGAACCACCUCCGUCACUGUUCCGAUCCUACAGAGUCGGCAACAGGUAAUAAAUAUAUCAAGGGCAGUUGCUGCACCACAGAUCCAAAUCCAAGCAGGACACUCCUCCGUGCAACCAGCUAAGAACGUUCUCAAGCAGGCUGCGGUCAGUGCGAACGUGACAUCAGACCAGCCCAGAAUCCUCUAUCAGUGUGGAGACUGUGAUGAACUUUUCAAGAGCCUGGACCUUUGGCAGCAGCACCGAAAAGAAGGGACGUGUCAGCAGUCUGCCUCCGAGAACCAAAAACCUCCACCAGAGGAUUCACAGCCUGAGCAGGAACAUACACAACCUGAGCCAGAACCUACACAACCUUCACAACCCGAGCCAGAGGCCGCUUCAGCUCAGAGCUCCAAUUCAACUGUAAAUCCAGAUUAUUCUUCUCCCUCGAAAAGUGAAAACGUUAAACCGGAGCCAGUAGAGAAUUCCAUAGCAGAAGAAGAGAGUCAGCAAGUUGCAGAGACCUCUUCAGCUCAAAGCUCAGAUCCUCCAGUUACUGUGGCAGCUCCCUCGACCUCGAAUCAAGACGAUUCCUCUCCCAGGAGGAGAGGGGCCAACAAAAAGCCAAAGCCCGAACCGGUGCUCCUGUGUGUGGACUGUGGCUCAUGCUUUGGCCUGGUGUCUGAACUCGUGGCUCACCGCAGGACCCAACACGGCUUUGAAGAGGCGCUGCACCGCUGCUCUGUGUGCGGGGAAAGCUUUCUAAACACCACCCUUUUUCUUUACCACCGCAAGCAACACCGGCAGAAAGGCGAGGAACGGGCGGAAGGGGUUCCUGAAGAGACAUUGGAGGAAGUUCAAAACAACGGGACUGAGGAGCAGGGCCAGGACGCCACUCCUUCCAGCAUGAGCAUCACCUCCAGUUUCACACAGCCUGAGUUAUUCAUGUGCACACAGUGUGGAGAGAGCUUCAGCAAUGUGGAAGGGCUGGUCAGCCAUCGUAAGCUCAAGCAUGGCCUGGAGGAUCCACUACACAGUUGCUCCCAUUGUGGCGAGAGCUUCAUGAACACCACCCAGUACCUGUACCACCGCCGGCAGCACCGCUUCACUUCAGUGGCAGAGGUGGCGGAUGGAGGUGAAACUGGUGAUGGGACGACUAAACCUCAGGAUGCCCCACAGAGCUCAAAGCGGCUGCUUUCCUCGCCUGCCUCUGCUGGUGAAUCAGCUUCACCUCUUGCUAAGAGAAAUAAGCCCUCUGUCAGGAUCCUGAGCGGCGUUAGUGCACUCAAAGGAAACAAGGCCACAGAAUCAGAGGGCAGCACAGCGGCAGAUUCGGACAACACCAACCACCCUCCACCCGCCAAGCUGCUGCAGGACUGGGCUCGCACACCACUACCCCAUGUUUGUCCGUACUGUGGCAAAACCUUCACCCGGCGCGUCUUCCUCCGCACCCAUGUCUACAGCCACACGGGAGAAAAGCUCUUCACGUGCAAGGUUUGCACAAAGUCCUUCACUAACUCCCAGAGCCUGCUGCGCCACAGCAUGAGCCACACUGGCAACAAGCCAUUUGGCUGCGAUGAUUGUGGCAAAAACUUUUCCCAGGCAGCCACCCUGAAGAGACACCAGCGCAUUCACUCUUCGACAGAGCCUCGACGCAAGCGUGGACGCAAGCCGGUGUGCACUUUGGACAACGAGGGAGCUGCUCAUCUCUUCUUUUGUCCAAACUGUCCGUCACGGUUUAACACGGAGGAUCAGCUUGAACAUCACAAACUGCUCCACACCAGCCAUCCAUUCCCUUGCCCCGAAUGUGGAGAGGCCUUCAAACGCAGGAAAGACCUGGACUUGCACUCGCUCACUCACCAAGACAAGCAGCCAGCGACGUGCCUUCACUGUUCAUCCCAGUUUGUGAACCAAUCAGUGCUGGAAAUCCACAUGCAGCGUUGCCCUACCACAGAGGAGGAGAAGAACACUGGUCGCGGACGGGGUCAGGGUCGGGGACGAUGCACCGGACAGAUUGAGUGUGACCUCUGCGGCCACCGCUGCAUGACUCAGGAGGGCCUCGACCUCCAUCGGUUAUCCCACACGGGCCAGACACCUCUCAAAUGCCCGGUGAGGCCUUGCCGCCGCCGCUUUACCUCCAACAGUUCCCUGGAGGAGCACGUGCUGGCCCAUUUCCAAGGAACUCUUGGCAGGUCCAAAAACCGACCCCGUUUCCGCUGUCAGAUUUGCCACAAGGAAUUUGCCUACAAUUCCACCUUCACUGUUCACAUGAGGACACAUACUGAUGAGAGGCCUUUUGAGUGCACUACAUGUGGCAAGCGUUUCCGCCAGCUGCCCCAUCUGCAGGACCACGAGCGCAUCCACAGCGGCCUGCGGCCUUUCUGCUGCUGGAUUUGCGGCAAGAGUUUCAGCGUGGCCGCCCGGCUCACCGAGCACGCUCGCACCCACAGCGGGGAGAAGCCCUACCCCUGUCCCCACUGCCCCGCUGCCUUCCGCUCUCGCUCCAACCUGGAUAAACACAUCCGGCUACACGGAGACCUUCCUGUGGAGAACGCUGAGCAGGCAGCACAAGCGGCGGAGGCUGCGCAUGUCCAGAAGGUGCUGGAGGGCGCCAAGGUGCUGUCUUCUCUGGCCACCACAGGUGAGAUCGAGUCUGGCCAAGUGCAGACCAUUUAUGUACUGCAGGGAGCCGAAGGAGGUACGGAGACCGUCAUGAUCCCGUCUGAUCAGCUUAGCGGCAUAGACGGCGCCUCGCAAGUCGUCAUCCUGCCUUCCUCCGUUCUGGGAGCUCAGGGAAUUACUGUUCCCACCAUCACCAUGGAUGGCAGUGAAAUCACCAUGGUGGAGACAAGCCAGUCGCCGCAGCACGCCAUCGAGUUCAUUGUGGAGGAGACUGUUUAAAUGUAAGACUAAAAACUAUUGUGGAAAGGACAACACAGUAGAAAGAUGAAAGAUUAGCUGAAAAUAUAGACUAUUGGAGUAAAGUUUGGAGUUAUAACCUCAUAUGUAUAUAGUUUGAUAGGUUUCUAAGCCUGUUUCAACAAAAGUCCCAUCCUGUGUAGUGAUAUAAUUUUGCAUUUCUUCAGCAGAAAAAUUAAUAACAUUGUUCAAUGUAAAACUAAGGAAUUAAAGAUUCACUGACAGAUGAAACGCUCAGAACAGAAUGUACCCCAAAUGAGUCUUUCAAACUGAUUAAAAACAGAUUGUAAAAUUGGCCUUUGAUUGUAUACAGACGUGUAUUUACAGACCCUAUUUAUUAGGGGAAGACAAGUGGUGGCCCAUGAAAUAUCUUCUGCUUUCUUUAUAAUAAAACUCUUCAGCUUUCA
This is a messenger RNA of Plectropomus leopardus (leopard coralgrouper), 3488 nucleotides long. It is a transcript of the gene znf574, whose product is annotated as zinc finger protein 574. The record is from RefSeq and is a predicted model, not a curated record. Lineage: Eukaryota; Metazoa; Chordata; Actinopteri; Perciformes; Serranidae.